AUGAAGCCCCUCCCCUCCCCAGCCCCCCCAGGCAGCAAGAGACCCCCCCCCAGCAGCACCCGAACGUGGGGGGCUGCCAGGCAGCCCCCCAACAUCCUCCACCUGCACCGCCAGGAGCGAGAAGCCUUCUUCACCCUGCUGGAUGACAACGUGGUGCAGGAGUUCCUGUCGAUGGAUGUCUGCUGCAGGAUUUCCGAUAAGUACCUGCUGGCAAUGGCGCUGACGUACUUCAAGCGAGCCGGCCUGUCCACCAGCGAGUACACCCGCAUCAACCUCUUCACUGCCCUGUACCUGGCGAACGACAUGGAGGAGGAUGAGGAGGAGCACAAGUACCAGAUCUUCCCCUGGGCGCUGGGCCGGCGCUGGCGGCGGCUCUUCCCCUGGUUUCUCCGGCGUCGCGACCGUCUCUGGGCUCGGAUGAAUUACCGGGCGGUUGUCAGUCGGCACUGCUGCGAGGAGGUGAUGGCAACGGAGCCCUUGCACUGGGCCUGGUCGCGGGAGCGUCCCCCCCACCACAGCGGGGCCACGCGUCCCUACGGCCGGGACCCCCAAAACCCGCCCGGCCCCCCCACCUGCCUGCGCUGCGCCUGCCCCCCUGCCUGCACCCUGCCUGCUGCUGCCCGCACCCACCACGAGGAGGAGGAGGAGGAGGAAGAAGAUCCCACUGCCUGGACGCAGGACGUCUUCAUCCUGCGGCGGCGCAGCGGGUUCCUGCUCCCUGAUUGUGCCAAAACCCAUUGA
Messenger RNA from Grus americana (Whooping crane), 741 nucleotides. RefSeq names its product speedy/RINGO cell cycle regulator family member C (gene SPDYC). NCBI's taxonomy places the organism in Eukaryota, Metazoa, Chordata, Aves, Gruiformes, Gruidae. The record is from RefSeq and is a predicted model, not a curated record. Gene Ontology annotation, molecular function: protein kinase binding. Bases 1 to 741 code for a protein of 246 amino acids. Gene Ontology annotation, biological process: positive regulation of cyclin-dependent protein serine/threonine kinase activity. The transcript is spliced from 5 exons.